UGGGUGGUAGAAGACCUAUCAGGAACAGCGUCCAUGCAUGAGAAGAUACUAGAGUUCAUUUAGAUGGUCAUCACCUUCUGCAGCCUCUGGUUUGGGACAGUUCUGUGUGUGUUCUACUGCAUGAAGAUCCCCAACUACAACCACCGCUUCUUCCUCUAUGUGAAAGUGAGGAUCUCCAAGAUGAUCCCGUGGCUGCUAUUAGUAUCAGUGACAAGCUCCUUCAUCAGCAGCCUGCCCAUUGGAUGGAGUAUGGACAGUUCUAUGUUCCCCUACAAUUCCACAAAUGGCACAAACAUGGAAACCACUUUGUAAGUCCCAAUUAUAAUUUAUUUGGCUGGAAAUUCAGUGCCGUUCUUCAUGUUCUGCGUUGCCAUCACUCUUCUAAUCAGGUCCCUGUGGAACCACACGAGGCAAAUGGCUGGGGGGGAGGUGGGAUUUGGGACCCCCCAGCUUCAGGCUCACUACAGCGCAAUUAGAUGCAUGAUGUCUUUCAUGGUACUGUUUAUUCUCUUUUUCCCAUCCUCUGUGUUCUUGGCUCUUCCAAUGGUGUUAAUGAAUGAUACGUUGCUAUGGUUGUGUCUCUUUAUUGCUGGUUUAUACCCGAGCCGACCCUGUGUUAUUUCCUUUGCUGGGUAA
Xenopus tropicalis (tropical clawed frog) is the source of this 636-nucleotide messenger RNA. Its product is annotated as taste receptor type 2 member 119-like. Gene Ontology annotation, molecular function: G protein-coupled receptor activity; bitter taste receptor activity. The transcript has a single exon. Gene Ontology annotation, biological process: sensory perception of taste; G protein-coupled receptor signaling pathway. Gene Ontology annotation, cellular component: membrane. NCBI's taxonomy places the organism in Eukaryota, Metazoa, Chordata, Amphibia, Anura, Pipidae. The record is from RefSeq and is a predicted model, not a curated record.